Messenger RNA from Corylus avellana, 2417 nucleotides. RefSeq names its product acyl-coenzyme A oxidase 3, peroxisomal. Gene Ontology annotation, biological process: fatty acid beta-oxidation using acyl-CoA oxidase; lipid homeostasis. The record is from RefSeq and is a predicted model, not a curated record. Gene Ontology annotation, molecular function: acyl-CoA oxidase activity; FAD binding; fatty acid binding. Lineage: Eukaryota; Viridiplantae; Streptophyta; Magnoliopsida; Fagales; Betulaceae. Gene Ontology annotation, cellular component: peroxisome.
ACGAAUUAGUUAAUGGAAAACAAAGCCGCAGGAAACGAACACCUGCAAUCUCCUCGGGCAGCGCGCGUGGCACCCCAACCAUCUAUCUCUGCAUCAACUACCAACGCCACAUGCACGCAUCCACCCACCCCGCGCGCCUAAAACCUUUCCCUUCCACUCUCAGAAGCCUAUAUAAAAGCGCUCCUUCCCAGUUUCCCCACCCGCCCACACGAUGGAAGACCAAGUCGCAAGGCGCGCCCAGGUCCUGCGCAACCACCUCCUCCACCUCGCCGCCCCGAUCCCACCAGCCCCGACAACUCUCUCGCCCAACCACUGCGUCGGCUACUCUCCCCCCGACCUCAACGAGCCCUUCUCCUUCAACCCCACUGACAUGCGCGGACUCCUCGACUCUCACCAUCUCGCCGACCGCGAUUGGCUCUUCGGCCUCAUGACCCAGAGCCGCCUCUUCAACCCUUUGCAGCGCGGAGCUAAAGUUUUCGUCUCGCCGGACUAUAACCAGUCCAUGGAGCAGCAACGGGAGGCCACCAUGAGGCGGAUUGAGUAUCUUCAGGACAAGGGGGUCUAUCAGGGUUGGCUAACGGGGACAGGGCCCGAGGCCGAGCUGAGGAGGUUCGCGUUCUAUGAGGUUAUUGGGAUUUACGAUCACUCCCUCGCGGUUAAGCUUGGGGUUCAUUUCUUCUUGUGGGGUGGUGCCAUCCAGUUCUUUGGCACAAAGCGGCAUCAUGACAAGUGGCUUACAGACACUGAAAAUUAUGUGAUCAAGGGUUGCUUUGCGAUGUCUGAAUUGGGGCAUGGGAGUAAUGUUCGAGGAAUUGAAACAGUCACCACUUAUGAUUCUAACACUGGAGAGUUUGUCAUUAACACUCCCUGUGAAUCCGCUCAGAAGUAUUGGAUCGGGGGGGCAGCUAAACAUGCGACACACACGAUAGUCUUUUCUCAGCUCAAUAUAAAUGGGAAGAAUCAAGGAGUUCAUGCAUUUAUAGCCCAGAUUAGGGAUGCAGAUGGAAGUGUCUGUCCAAACAUUCGAAUAGCAGAUUGUGGUCAUAAAAUUGGUUUAAAUGGUGUUGACAACGGUCGAAUCUGGUUUGACAAUGUACGAAUCCCUAGAGAGAAUUUAUUGAAUUCAGUAGCUGAUGUUUCACCAGAUGGGAAAUAUUUAAGUGCAAUAGAAAACGCUGAUCAGAGAUUUGCAGCAUUCUUGGCCCCUUUGACAUCAGGCCGUGUGAAUAUUGCACUUGCUGCAAUUUAUUCGUCAAAGAUCAGCUUAGCGAUUGCCAUAAGGUACUCAUUGACAAGGCGGGCCUUCUCUGUCACACCAAAUGGGCCUGAAGUCCUUUUGCUUGAUUACCCAAGUCAUCAACGUCGACUGUUGCCUCUGCUUGCAAAGACAUAUGCGAUGAGUUUUGCUGGAAAUGACUUGAAAAAGAUAUAUGUGAAGAGAACGCCGGAGUUUAAUAAAAUUGUCCAUGUCAUUUCAAGUGCAUACAAGGCAACUUUCACUUGGCACAAUAUGAGAACUCUUCAGGAAUGUCGUGAAGCCUGUGGAGGACAAGGUCUGAAGACUGAAAAUCGUGUCGGUCAUAUGAAAAGUGAAUAUGAUGUGCAGUCCACUUUUGAGGGUGACAACAAUGUUCUGAUGCAGCAGGUCAGCAAGGCACUGCUUGCAGAAUACAUAGCAGCUAAGACGAGAAACAAACCUUUUAAAGGAAUGGGGUUAGAACACAUGAAUAAUCCAUGCCCUGUCAUUUCAUCUCAGCUUACAAGUUCUACCCUUAGGUGCAGCAAAUUCCAGAAUGACGCAUUAUGCUUAAGAGAGCGGGAUUUACUGAAUCGAUUUGCUGCUGAAAUAUCACAAUACCAAGCACAGGGAGAAAGCAAAGAGUAUGCCUUCAUUUUGAGUUAUCAGCUAGCAGAAGACUUGGGUAGAGCUUUCACAGAACGUGCAAUACUGCAAACCUUUAUAGAGGCUGAGGCCACCGUACCUGCUGGUUCACUGAAGGAUAUCUUAAGUCUCCUGAGAUCCAUGUAUGCCUUGAUUUGCUUGGAAGAAGAUGCUGCUUUCCUACGAUAUGGCUACUUAUCGACGGAUCAUGCUGCGGCAGUCAGGAAAGAAGUGACAAAACUGUGCAGUGAAGUACGACCACAUGCACUUGCUGUGGUCAGUUCCUUUGGCAUCCCUGGUGCUUUUCUGAGCCCUAUAGCUUUUAACUGGAUUGAUGCAAAUGCUUGGUCUUCAGUUCUGCAUUAGUUAGGGUGCAACAAUGCUCUCUCAUGUCUAGCUGAGACAAAAUGUGUACUGCUUUUGGCUAUCUGCUGUGGCAGGAAGAAAGGUUGAAUAACAUUUCUGCCUAAAAUGUAGUAAUGGAUGAGCUACUCUAUCACUAUUUAUUUAUAAAAUUGUUGUGAAAUUGUCUACA